Nematolebias whitei (Rio pearlfish) is the source of this 3081-nucleotide messenger RNA. RefSeq names its product non-SMC condensin I complex, subunit G (gene ncapg). NCBI's taxonomy places the organism in Eukaryota, Metazoa, Chordata, Actinopteri, Cyprinodontiformes, Rivulidae. The record is from RefSeq and is a predicted model, not a curated record. Gene Ontology annotation, cellular component: condensed chromosome; condensin complex; cytoplasm. The transcript has 22 exons. The coding region runs from base 70 to 3081 and encodes 1003 amino acids. Gene Ontology annotation, molecular function: protein binding. Gene Ontology annotation, biological process: mitotic chromosome condensation.
GAAUCCGGUUAAAUUUAAAAACAGGCGGCAGCAGGCUCGCAUCACGGAAACUAACGAGAAGAUAAAAGGAUGACUGCGGACAACGAAACAGACAUGAAGGAGGCGUUUCAACGCGCGCAGAAAGGCCACAACAACAAGGCGAAGCUGGUGGCAAGUUUGAAGAGCCGCUACAACAAGCUCGAGGACAAGACGCCGUUCCACGAGGAGUUUGUCCACUACCUGAAGUACGCCAUGAUCGUCUACAAACGUGAGCCGGUUGUUGAAAACGUGAUUGAGUUUGUUGCAAAGUUCGCAGCAAGUUUCCAGACCGCACCUAAAACGGAGGAGGAGGAGGAGGAAGAGGAGGACGACGAAGAUGAUGAUCAUCCAUUUCUGAGUUUCAUCUUCAGCUUUCUGUUGGAGUCUCAUAAAGCUAACAGUCACGCAGUGCGUUUCCGAGCGUGUCAGUUGGUCAACAAGCUGCUGGGCAGUAUGGCAGAGAACGCGCAGAUUGAUGACGACCUCUUUGAUCGGAUCCACCAAGCCAUGUUGGUUCGGGUCACAGACAAGUUCCCCAACGUGAGGAUUCAGGCGGCUCUAGCCAUGGCUCGCCUGCAGCAGCCGAAGGAUCCUGACUGUCCCACCAUCAGUGCGUAUAUGCUAAUUCUGGAAAACGACUCCAACGCCGAGGUACGACGUGCCGUUUUGUCCUGCAUUGCCAUGUCCCCCCAGACCCUUCCUAAAGUGAUCAAACGCACUCGGGAUGUUAAAGAAAACGUCCGCAAGCUAGCCUACCAGGUUCUUGCUGACAAGGUUCAUAUUAAAGCUCUGACCAUCGCUCAGAGGGUUGGUCUGCUGCAGCAGGGCUUCCACGACACCUCCGAAGCGGUCAGAGAAGUGGUGAGCGGUCGUCUGCUGCCGGCCUGGCUGCAGCAGCUGAGCGGUGACGUCAUCGAGCUGCUCCAUCGCCUGGACGUGGAGAACUGUGCAGAAACGGCCAUGGAGACCCUGAAGGCCAUGUUUAAAAGCAUGGCCGCUGAGGAGCUGCUGCAGAACAGGGAGCAGCUCGACAACAGGAACGUGAUUCCAGUGGACUGUCUGACUUGUGAAAACGUGAUUUACUGGAGAGCUUUGUGCGAGUUCAUCAAGGGGAAAGGAGACGACGGGGAUGAAAUGCUUGAUCAAGUCUUACCGGAUGCUUCUACCUACUCUGACUACCUGAGUGGCUACCUGAAGAUGAUACCUGUGCUGUCUGAGGAGCAGAGGGCUGAUUUUAAUCAGCUGGAGCUGGUUAUGACCAAAGAGUUCAUCGCGCAGCAGCUCAUCCACCUCAUCGGUUGUCUCGACACCAACGAGGAGGGAGGCAGGAAGCGUGUGCUGGCUGUUCUGCAGGAGGUGCUGGCUCUGCCUCAGACGCCCUCCUCCCUGAUCUCCCUGCUCACUGAGAAGCUCCUCGCCAUCAUCCCCGACGAACAAAGACACAUCCAAAGUGUGGCAGAGAUCAUUUCAGAUGUGAGGGAGCCCAUCAUGGAGGUCCGUCAGGUGGUAGACGAGAACCAGAGCCGCCGACAGCAGGUCCAGCUUGCAGAGGUGAAGGUGCGUGUCCUGGAGGCUAAACAAGCUCUAGAGGACUGCAUCACUGCCCAAGAGUUCAGCCGAGCAGCAGAACUCAAAGACUCCAUCACAAACCUCGAGAACCAAAGGAACCAAAUCCUCCAGGAAAGCUCAGAGAGCAGUGAGCCGGCUGACAAGGAGGUCCGAAUAGAGAAGAAUGACCCAGAGACUCUUCUGAGGUGUCUGACGAUGUGUGCUGAGCUGCUGAAGCAGAUGAACAUCAAGAGACCAGUUGAUCCGAUCAUAAGUGCCUUAAUGUCCUCACUGAUUCUGCCCAGCAUAGCGAGCGCUCACCCUGCUGUCCGCAACAUGGCUAUGGUGUGUUUGGGAACGUGCACGCUGCACAGUAAGGAGCUGGCCAAGACCCACAUGGUUCUGCUGCUUCAAAUCGCCCAGCUGGAUGAGGUGAAGAUCCGCAUCAGCGCUCUGCGAGCCAUCAUCGACCUGCUGCUGCUGUUCGGCUUCCAGCUGCUCUCGGAGACGUCUUCCGCUCAGGCGGCCCAGCCCGACGAGCAGGACGACAACGCAGCGUCGGCGGAGGAGGAGAAGGAGGACACAGCACAGAGUACACUCCUGAUGCUCUCAGAGUUCCUGGACAGUGAGGUGUCGGACCUGAGGACGGAGGCCGCACAGGGCCUGGCCAAACUCAUGUACACGGGCCGCAUCUCCAGCGCCAAGCUGUUGUCCCGCCUGGUGCUGCUGUGGUACAAUCCGGUCACAGAGGACGACACGCAACUGCGGCACUGCCUCGGCGUCUUCUUCCAGCUCUAUGCCCGCGAGAGCAGAGCUCAUCAGGAGGUUGUGGAGGAGAGUUUCCUGCCCACAGUUCGGACUCUGCUGAACGCUCCUGCCACCUCCCCGCUGGCUGAGGUGGACGUUAACAAUGUUGUCGAGCUGUUUGUCGAACUCACCCGGCCCAGUGCACUUUUCAAACCUCCGACCAGCACAGAGGAGGUGUGUGUUCAUGACUACCUGGCAGUGCGCAUGCUUGGAGAGAUGCUCAAAGACCCCACAGCCCCGGAAGUCCGUCUUUACACCAAGACUCUCAACAACCUGGAGCUCAGCAGGGAUGAGAGAGUCAGGGAGGACCUGCAGACACUGCUGCAGCAGCUGGUCCAGGUGGUAAAAGAUCGUGUUUGUCUUCGUGCUCUGGAGAAGAUGUUGCAUCAGCUGAUGGACUCAAAGGAGCAGGAGGAGGUCUUCAGUAAGAGCACUCUACAGCCGUCAGACGUCAUCGCAGAUGAGGCUGCAGCAGACGGACCGCCUAAACCUGUCAAAACAGCUAAAAGAGGUCAGAGGAAGGGCUCCACGGCCAGGGGAGGCCGAAAACCCAGCAGGAGGGCAGAGUCAUCGGAGGAGAGCGAUGGAGAAAACGUCCCAGAGUCUGUUCCUGUGGUGCGUCCGUCACGGAGGGCCAAGACUGCAGCGCUGGAGAAAACCAAACUGGAUCUGAACCCCCUCAUCAACCAGGAGGCCAACGUGUCGUAA